Molecule: messenger RNA, 2919 nt
Organism: Chelonia mydas (Green sea turtle)
Lineage: Eukaryota; Metazoa; Chordata; Testudines; Cheloniidae
Gene: NKX1-1
Product: NK1 homeobox 1
Exons: 2
Coding region: 505-1746 (413 amino acids)
Biological process (GO): regulation of transcription by RNA polymerase II; cell differentiation
Cellular component (GO): nucleus
Molecular function (GO): DNA-binding transcription factor activity, RNA polymerase II-specific; RNA polymerase II cis-regulatory region sequence-specific DNA binding
Source: RefSeq, a predicted model, not a curated record
UAAGUAUAUCACAGCCAACACCAUCCUUCACUCUCUCCCCUCUCCCGCCCCCCUCCCCUUUCUCAGGCACACACACUUUCAGUGUCUCUCUCCUCCAGGGAUGGAGAUUACUGACUAUUAUGGGCAAGGGAUUAAUUUGUAGCCAAUUACAACCCACUGCUAAAUAUGAAUGCAUAAAUAAGAUACAGCCUUGCCCGUGUGCGUGGGUGAGAGAGAGAGGGGUGUGGGGGACAUAACUGUUUAGGUAGCUCCGUGAGGAUGAUGAGAAGAAAGAAGGAGCAACUGAGAGGAGCAUCGCUCUCUGACUUCCUUUAUCCACGGGAGACUCCAAUCCAGGGUGGACCUAGCCCCGUGAAACCCUGCAGACCUAGAGGAACCAGCUCGCCUCUGUGCUAAACUGACGAUAAACAAAGCAGCUCCCGAGCUGAUUGCGAGGCAGGAGUUUCCAGCUGAAGUUCGUGGGAAGGGGAAGAGUUGCAAGUGGAAGGGGCUGUGGAAAGAGUCAUGAAUGCGAGCAGAGACAAGACUCAGGGGGGUGACAUCUCUAUCCCAGCAGCAGCGGCAAGCCAGGCUGGCAUUGUAGUGGAGCCAGUGUCCGGCUGCCUUCACGGGGAAAGCAUGGAAAGCCACGGGGACCAGAGACUUUCUUCCAGCAACGAGCUACCGGUCUAUUCGUGUCCUGGAAAUAGAGACAGGCCAGGCGACAAUCAGAGCAACACCCCUGGACAAGAGGGGGCAGGGGCAGCCCUGCCAGUGGUCCACAGAACCACCUCUUUUUCGGUGCUGGACAUCCUGGAUCCCAACAAAUUCAACAGCAAGAAGAGGCACUGUUCUGUGUUGUACAAAUCCGCAGGGAGCGAAUGCGCUCUAGGGGCAGAGGAUAAACCCGAGGAGUCAGGAACGGAACUAGCAGAUCCAAAGGCUCUGGCUGAAGAUUUUGAAACGUGCAAAAAGUCCUCGGACUUACUCAAGGAUGGGGAGCUGUACAAGGCCGAGGAGUGCGACCUGGACUACGGCAGCAGGCCCAGCCCCAGCCCGGAGAGCGAGCUGCAGGACGAGGAGGAGCUGUGCAGCGAGGAGAGCAGCAGCAGCAGCAGCAGCAGCCUGGGCGGCGUGGGGGGGUCCGGCGAGGCAGAGCCCGGCCACCACCCGGAGGACCGGGAGCCAGGCAGCCAGCAGCAGCAGCCGCAGCCGCCGGCCCAGCCUCCUGCCCCCGGCGGGGGCCCGCAGGCCAAGCCCAAGAGGAAGCGCACGGGCUCGGACUCCAAGUCGGGCAAGCCCCGGCGGGCGCGGACCGCUUUCACCUACGAGCAGCUGGUGGCGCUGGAGAACAAGUUCAAGUCCACGCGGUACCUGUCGGUGUGCGAGCGCCUCAACCUGGCGCUGUCGCUCAGCCUGACCGAGACCCAGGUCAAGAUCUGGUUCCAGAACCGCCGCACCAAGUGGAAGAAGCAGAACCCGGGCGCCGACACCAGCGCCCCGACGGGCGGCGGGGCAGGCGGCGGCGGGGCCGGAGGAGGCCUGGGGGGAGGCGGCCUGGGCGGCGGGCUGAGCCCGCUCAGCCACUCGCCGCCCAUGGGCAACCCGCUCUCCAUGCACGGCCCCGGCGGCUACCCGGGGCACCCCACCGGGGGGCUGGUGUGCGCUGCCCAGCUGCCCUUCCUGCCCAGCCCCGCCGUCCUCUCGCCCUUUGUCCUGGGCUCGCAGACUUACGGGGCUCCGGCCUUCUACACCCCGCACCUAUAAACCUACCUCCCCCCGCCCCGGGACUGCGAGCCCCUGGAGCCGCAGACCCUGGGAAGGAUACUCCGCGCCGCGCCCUCUGAGUCCCCCCAGCGCGCUCGGAGCUCCCAUUCGCCCCCGUGGGAUGGAUACUCCGCGCCGCGCCCGCUCCGAGUUCCCCAGGCGCGCCCCGAACUCGCAAUCACCUUAACGGGGAAGAGACGCCUCUGAAUUCUCUCUGCGCGCCUGGCUCCUACAGAAGCCAAGGGGCAGCCCCGCGGAGCGCAGGGAACUGAGGACUUCGCAAAGCAACACUACAUGAUUAUUAAUUAAUCAUAAUAAUUAAUAGUAAAUCCAUCCCCCUCCCCCCAGCCCCGAAAACAGUCACCCACCUGAGAUCAAACCCUGACGAACUCGCCGCUCUUUCUCUAGCCAUUGAGUUUGGGGGGAAGGGGCUUUAGAGCGAAAUGGGGACUGCGGGGGAGGAGAGAGUUGGUGAAAUCGCAUUUCCCAGACGGACAAACCUCUUGUUCGGCCCUUUGUUUUUAAAAGCCUACCCCCCCCCCCCCCCUGAGCUGAGUGGCUCCUUUCACCCCGGUUAUCAUUUAAAACGAGCAACGCUCCUGGGAGCGCGCGUGGCUUCAGCCUCAGAACCCGCUGGAAGUUUGGGCAAAGGAGCCUGGCCCCAGGCGAACACGGUGGGAACGCGGCCCCGCUCCCCGCCGCGGGACGGGACACUCGGUGGCCGGGGAAAGCCCCGAGUUGCAGUGUCCAAGGGCUGGCAACGGCUGGCGCCCAUCUGAGCGCCCCAACGGCGAGCAAGAUCCGGCUGUCCCCAGUCCCCAGCGCUUCCUCCCCACGGAGACACAGCAACUUUUCAUCUGCCCUACAAUCCUUUCGACGACCCUUUUUUAUACACGCCGUGUCCGGACUUGGCUUCGGGAAGGUAGGAAGAGGAGAGAGAAGAAAUCCUCCCGCCUUCCUAUUUGUAAAUAGAAGUAGCUGUAAAUCAUCGUUCGCUGUAUUUUUUUCACGGUUCCUUGUUUUUUGUCUGGCCACUUGAAAAGAUGAUGUACCCAUUGGACUCUCAGGGUAAAAUGGAAAACUCUAGGCUUGUCACUCCGCCCCAGGGUUGGUAAGACAACGGGUUAUUUUCUUUCGUGAUCUCACGAUUUGUACAUACUUCGAUUUUUUUUU